Messenger RNA from Coccinella septempunctata (seven-spotted ladybird), 2635 nucleotides. RefSeq lists its product as uncharacterized. Lineage: Eukaryota; Metazoa; Arthropoda; Insecta; Coleoptera; Coccinellidae. The record is from RefSeq and is a predicted model, not a curated record. Bases 147 to 2561 code for a protein of 804 amino acids. The transcript has 3 exons.
GCAAAUCGUAGUUCAUAAAAUGAGUGACCUACAUGGGCGUCACUACGGAAAGGUAUCUAAGGUAACGAAUCGAUCAAAACAUUGAAACUCAAUAAAUUCUGUCUUGAAGACAUACUUCAUCGAUCGUUAUCGAUGAAGGAACCGAGAUGCGUCCACAAAUAAGAAGUCUCCAGUUAGGCCAGGUCGAGUGUCCGCAGUUUAGCUGGGCUGUCCGCAACAAUUCCCAUAACGUUUGCGAAGCCCUUCAGCCAGAUCUCCACCAGAAUCUACAGAAAAAUGAAGAAAACGAGGAUUUUUUCUUUAGGAACACCGAGAAGCCAUGCUGCUGCAUCGAGCAAGGGCUGAAACCCACUUUAUUUCCCCACCCUGUAUCUUGCGUCUGUUCGAACCUACCUUGUCCACCUAGAAACGAGAAAUACAGGUAUUGCAGGUUGAAAAUGGACCAAGCUAUAGGCGAUGUUAUGGAGGAAAAAAUCAUGGAUCUUAUACCUCCCUGUUCACCCUUCCCAUCACCGAGACAAGAAAGAAUCAUGAAAAAAAUCAUUAGAUCUGCCUAUAUACCAGAAGAGGUCGAUCUCACUGAGGAAAACGCAUGCGUAGAAUGUCUGGCCAGGGAUCCUAUCCUUCUAAAGGAAAUAAUUGACACUUUAAGGAAUAAAAAAAGGGAGGAAGAAAGAAAGAACGCCAAUGAAAGUUGUAUGGAAGCCUGCGACUACUGUUUCAAAGAAUGUGAGGACGAUAAGAGUGACUGUAAAAGGUGCAAGUGGAGGAGUGACGCCAUUUGCACUUGUAAGGAGACAAGACAACUGGAUGAUCGUGGUGACUGUGACAAAUCCAAGUGUAAAUGUAUGAAGGGCUGUUCGAAAUGCACUUGUGCAAAACCUCAAGCUUCAAACACUGAGUUUAGACCGACACAGGAAGGGAAGAUAGCUCAGUUGGACGAUAGAGCAGAGAAAAAAGACAGCCUGAAGAAAGUACCCAAAGAAAUCCCAGAAAUCGACCAGAAACCUUUACUCCCCCACCCCAAAGAGAAGAAAUUAAAGCGAAAAUUGAAAAAAAGGUCGAAAUCCCCCAUUAAAAAGCAAACAUGGAAGAGACCUGAAAGCAUCAUAUGCGAACGCUUCGAGCUGGUAGAGACCAACCCCUUCAACCAUGCGGAAGAACCUGAAAAAUCCCAAUUGAAAGACCCUACGCCGGUUCAAAUAUACGAGCACUUCAGAGCCGUUGAUCCGGGCAGCUCUAAGAGCAACUCCGAAACGCCAGAAAGGAGCUUUUCACGGACUAACAGCACGACCACACGUCAAAACUCAACCACGAGCUCUCCCUCUGGCCUCAAGAACCCGAAGAAGGUGAAGACCAAACCGAAGAAACCAUCAAAGUUGCCCUGGAAUUGGAACAAUCAACCGAAAGCAGAAGAUCCUUUAAAACGAUGGAGCGGCUCCAAGUACUCCUGGAGUAGGAGGAUGAACUACGCCAAGUUGAGCAAGAGAUUGGAAGAUGAGACAAGGAGUAAGGAUGCCGAUGAACCCAAAUAUUUCGAGUAUGAGCCCAACCUAAGAACCAGAAGAUUACAUCAAGUGGUCAAGCCGGAAAACGAAGAAGAGAUUAAGGAAAAGGAGCAAAGGAGAUACAGGCAAGGUUAUGGUAGGAUGAGAGUGAAGAGUUGGCAUCAAGCUCUGCAGGAAAACGCUGUGAAUGCCAUGCAGAAAGAGGUAUCAGCGUUUUCUGAAGAUGAAAUGGAGCAAAACGCUGACAAUUCAGGCAACCAAGGUGGGCAAAACUUUCCAAACCACGCCAGAGACGUUCAACGUUCCUACAACAAAUUGUUUCCACCAGAAACUCAAGACUACGAAGAAAACCCUGCAUUCAAAACCUUCCAGAGGAAUUUUAAUGAUCCAACUAAUACCAUAGACGAGCAAACUCAUCUUGAAGACUACGAUAACUUCGAAUCCCUUUCGGACAGAAGAUUAUCGACAAUAAUCGAGGAAAACCCAGGGAAAAACAGUUCCAUAUCCGAUGGAAGCGCAGAAAUGGGCAGGACCUAUCGUGUGAUGAAACCCCAAGACACCAAACCCAAAACAACGGAAGCAGAGACUUUCUUGCGUGAAUCCAUGGAAAAACCCUUCUUCAACGUGAUCAAACAGAGGAUCCACUCGCGAAACAAGACCCUGGAAAAUUUGGACCAGUUCAGGCAAGACCUCUUCCCAAAAAAGCUAGACAGGGAACACACCUGCGUCCAUAGAUUCACCAUAGACGAACGUCUAUUCCCGAAACCGUUGCAUAGCGACAGGUUCGGCACCAGUUGUUGCAUCCAUUGCGAUAAACCGAUGAAAACCACAGAAAAAUCGGUUUAUCACGAUCGCCGAGAGGGCUGCGUUCAGAAACAGGUGUCCAAGUUUAGCCUGAAGCCCAAGCAGGUGCAUAUGGGGGCCAAGAACAGCGUGAUGGAGAUCAGGUUGAGGCCUGAACACGACGAUUUGCUGAAGGGUUACACUGGCGGCGCCAGGGGGAUGAGGGAGUUUUAUCCGGAUAGUUUGGCGUUGAGACAUCAGAGAAGGUGAUGGGGUGGUUUGGUUCCACAGUUUUACAUUUGUACAGGAGAUUUUAUAGGUGAAAUUAAAGGUUUUAUGAAUGA